CGGCUCCCGGCGCCCGGUCCCUGCGAAGCCCUGCCAGGGUGUGAGGGCUCAGACGCACUGGGAUGAGCUCUGGGCUGCCCAUCGCCAAGGGAUGUGGUGCUGGAAACACCAGGCCUUCAGGAGCAGUGAGGUGCCUGACUGAUGGAGCCAGUGCUGGCCACGCACUCUCCUCGAGGCAGCUGGCUGAGCCCCGUGCAGGAGCACUAGUGGGACGUGGACGGCAGCGUGUGCUGCCCUGGGAGGGACGAUGGCUCACGGCACCGGGAGCAUCAACAGCGACUACAGGGACUGGGAGUGGAGCGCUGAUGCUGGGGAGCGGGCCAGGCUCCUGCAGAGCCCCAGUGUGGAGACGGUGCCUAAGAGUGGAGAGAGCCAAGGGAACGGUCCUGGGGCCACGUCAGCACUGGGAGCCGUCUUCAUCGUGGUCAACGCUGCGCUUGGGGCCGGGCUGCUCAACUUCCCCGCCGCCUUCGGCAUGGCCGGCGGUGUGGCCGCAGGCAUCGCGCUGCAGAUGUGCAUGCUGAUCUUCAUCAUCGGAGGCUUGGUGAUCCUGGCGUACUGCUCGCAGGCCAGCAACGAGCGGACCUACCAGGAGGUGGUGUGGGCUGUGUGCGGGAAGGUGCCCGGCGUGCUCUGCGAGGUGGCCAUCGCCGUCUACACCUUUGGCACCUGCAUUGCCUUCCUCAUCAUCAUCGGAGACCAGGAGGACAAGAUCAUCGCUGCUCUGGUGACGGAGCCCGAGGAAGCCGGGAGCGGCCGCUGGUACACGGACCGCAAGUUCACCAUCAGCAUCACGGCCUUCCUCCUCAUCCUGCCCCUCUCCAUCCCCAAGGAGAUUGGCUUCCAAAAAUACGCCAGCUCCCUAAGUGUGAUUGGCACCUGGUAUGUCACAGCAGUCAUCAUCAUCAAGUACAUCUGGCCUGACAAGGAGCUGGCACCCGUGGAGAUCCCCACCAGCCCUUCCAGCUGGACAGCUGUCUUCAACGCCAUGCCCACCAUCUGCUUUGGGUUCCAGUGCCACGUGAGCAGUGUGCCCGUCUUCAACAGCAUGAAGCAGCCGGAGGUGAAGCCCUGGGGGGCGGUGGUGACGGCGGCCAUGGUCAUCGCUCUCUUCGUCUACACGGGCACCGGCGUCUGCGGCUUCCUGACCUUUGGGGCCGGGGUGGAGCAGGAUGUCCUGCUGUCCUACCCCUCCAACGACAUCCCCGUCGCCCUCGCCUUCAUCAUCCUGUGUGUGCUGACGUCCUACCCCAUCCUGCACUUCUGCGGCCGGGCUGUCCUGGAGGGUCUCUGGCUCCGUUACACCGGAGUGACGGUGGAGGAGGACGUGGUUCGGGAGCGCAGGAGGCGCCUGCUUCAGACCAUCAGCUGGUUCCUCCUCACCCUCCUCCUGGCUCUCUUCAUCCCUGACAUUGGCAAAGUCAUCUCUGUCAUCGGGGGCUUGGCCGCCUGCUUCAUCUUUGUCUUCCCAGGGCUCUGCCUGAUUCAAGCCAAGCUCUCAGAGAUCCAAGAAACCAGAGCAAUCAGCUGGUGGGCCCUGGUGGGCUACGGGGUGUUCAUGGUCACCCUCGGAGCCUUCAUCUUCGGACAGACCACUGCCAACGCCAUCUUCGUGGAUCUCACAGCCUGACUGCUCGCCCAGAUGGACCACGCUGCUGCUGCUGAGGGGAUGCAGGUUUCCCCCAGCACCAAAGGGAAGUGAGGAGAAACACACCUGGGAAGAUCCAAGGGGAGUGUUGUAAUCUGGGUCUUGGCUGUAAGAGCCCCGUGGUGGUUUGUAUCUCACUGUCUUAACUCACCAGGCAGUCGGGCUUCUGCUCUCAGCCCUGACUCCCUGGUGAAGCCAGAGCAGUGUUACAAGGGGCCUGUGGUCCAGGUGAAGCCCUUUCUGCCCCUCAGGGUGGGCAUCACUACCUUAGACAUCCCUGGGGAGUCGGGGUUGGCGCAGGUGCCGCCGCUCUCAGCCAUGUGCCCCUGUGCUGGGGGAGCUCCUCCGCUGCUCAAACUCCUGACAGACACUUUGUCUGGCAUAAAGGGAACUGGUAACCUUGUUUAUCAGGCAGGGUGACAUUCCCCUGGUCCUCUUCUGUGUGUUGGUGUUUGGCUUGGUUUGGUUUGCUUUCCGGUGGCUCAUCUCCUGACCCCCCUCUCACCUCCCCCUGCGCCUGGGCUGCACUUUCUGUUACAAAGCAGGACUGUCACCUUCAGCCUGAUGGCUUUCACAGCCCCAGGGCAGGGACACUCUGGUGCUGUGUUUGCCCUGCCAGGGGUUGCUCACUCGCUACAGAAGGUGCUGUGGCUGCAUGGACCUGCUGCAGACACUACACUAGAGCAAAGCUCUUCUCCAAAUCCCAGUACUCUUCUUUCAAGAAGUUGUCCAGGGAAUGGGACUGUGCCAGAUGCAGGUUUUAAGGGAUGCUUUGGGAUAAAGCAGUCAGUACUACUCCGUUUUAGAGCAUUCCCUUGGUUGUUUACACCCUGUAUGGCUGGUGUUGCUCUGGGUUGUCUCUCCAUUGCAUCUGGAUGAUAGUUUCACUCCUGCUUUCACCAGGUCGAGCAGCUCCCCCAGCUGCAGAUUCAGUCAGGGCAGGUAAACCUCUCGACACCAACCUGCUCUUGUUCAGUCUUUGAGUUUCUUUGUUCCUUCUUUGGCUUCCAAAACCCUGGGGGAAGGGGGAGUUCCUGUGUAUCUGUGACUCCAUCUGUGAUGAGGGUCCAGCUUGGUGCAGCACCUGCCGUUGCUCCUGCUGCAUCUCCAGGAAGCAGCCCAGGCCGUGGGAGAGAGGUGGUGAGCCAGGCCACGCUUCCAGGCUUCCCACCGUGCCUCUCCCCCUCUGAAGCCAGCGGUGAGGGGUGGGAGGACAGCAGUGGGCACUUCCCCACCAAGGUUUGCUGUGUGUAAAUGGGGACCCUCCCUGCCCUUCCUCAGGGUGGGAGAGAGACCCAGAUGGAGGAAAAGCCGGGAGGGAAAGCCCCAAGCACAGCGUGAAUGUUUGAGGGACCCUGAGCUACCGCCCCCCUCCAGCCCCUCACCUCCUGACACAACCAGGCUCCAGCACCCCCUGCCCCAGGUGUGGGGGGUGUGUGUGUGUGGCACCCGCUGCCUCCCCAGCUCAGGGCCCCUGGGGCACAGAGGAGUGGGCGCCCAGGCAGGGGCCGCUCGUGCCCCGCGGGGACGGGCUCGGUGCGGGGGCCGUGCGGGGGUCCCGUGUCUGCGGUUGCCUUACAGCUCCCCUGACUGUUUACAGCCUUUCUACGUGUAUUCGUACGUGCGGAACGUGGAGGGACCUGGGCUCAAUAAACGUGGC
Molecule: messenger RNA, 3308 nt
Organism: Colius striatus (speckled mousebird)
Lineage: Eukaryota; Metazoa; Chordata; Aves; Coliiformes; Coliidae
Gene: SLC38A7
Product: solute carrier family 38 member 7
Exons: 12
Coding region: 248-1630 (460 amino acids)
Biological process (GO): amino acid transmembrane transport
Molecular function (GO): L-glutamate transmembrane transporter activity; L-asparagine transmembrane transporter activity; L-leucine transmembrane transporter activity
Source: RefSeq, a predicted model, not a curated record